Messenger RNA from Saccostrea cuccullata (small rock oyster), 928 nucleotides. RefSeq names its product universal stress protein MSMEG_3950/MSMEI_3859-like. Bases 94 to 558 code for a protein of 154 amino acids. The record is from RefSeq and is a predicted model, not a curated record. NCBI's taxonomy places the organism in Eukaryota, Metazoa, Mollusca, Bivalvia, Ostreida, Ostreidae. The transcript has 4 exons.
UGGAACAAAAGAACGAUAACUCUACAUUGUUUAUAGAUCUUGAGAAAAUAAAAAAUAAAAAAAAAUCAGCGACGCCAUCAGACUGUGUCGAGAAUGGCUACCAUUGUUGUUGCUGUAGAUGGAAGUAAAUUUGCCGAGAAUGCAUUCAGAUGGUACGCAGCCCAUCUCCAUAAACCUACGAACAAAGUAAUUUUACUUUACGCCAUGGAAAACAUCUUGCUUCCCGAGAUGGUGAAAAAUUCAUCAUUCCCAACUACAAUGAGUCCCGGAAGAAUACAAGAACUCCAAAAAGAGGCUGAGGAAAAGGCGGCAAAACUAAAAGAAAAGUACGCAGUAAUGGCUGCUGGUCUUGGGAUUGAUGCUGAAAUCCGAAUCGAACAUGUUAACGGUAAACCAGAAUAUGCCAUCGUGGACGUAGCUAGCAAAGAAAAUGCAUCCUGCAUAGUCACCGGAAGUAGAGGAAUGGGUCUAAUAAGAAGAACCAUUCUAGGCAGCACGAGUGAUUUUAUUCUUCAUCAUUCAAGCUGUCCCGUUGUCGUGUGUAAAAUGGACGAUUAAACAAGGAGAUUUUAUCACCUCCUUCGCCGCUCGUAAAAAUCAAGUUUCAUUGUUUUCAGCCCAGUUAAUAUCAUGUGUUCAAUAAGGCAUUACUUUUGUUUUUCAGGAUUUUGCAUAUCAUGCUUAAAAGCUGUUCUUUUCACUGAAUAGAGAGACUGUUCAUUCUGUACAUCUGAAGUAAUUCAUUUGUUGCACAUGUAUUCUGUGUUUAAUUAUCUUAUCUUCUUUAUAAUGAGUUUAUUUCAGUCAGAAACGCGUAAACAUUCUUUAUAGUUAUUCAGGGUACUUCAAUCUUGUUAGACUUACUAAAAUCUUAUGCUGCGAUGUAUGUUGUGUAACGAUUAAACAAAUAAAAUACUGAGAAUCGGUA